CGCUCUCAAAAGUCUCCAACACAAAAUGGCGAUCAAGUGGUGCGUAUUUUUAAGCGAAAUUUAUGUGAAAUUAGUGUAAAUAAGUAUAAAUUUAACUCUAGUCUUUAGUUAUUGAAGUGUUCCCGAGUCUGUGGAUAGUGAGAUUUGCGGCGCCCGCGGACUUUUCACGCGAGAAUCGUGCGCUUGAAGAGAGAGUGUGAGUGCGGACUCGGGGGUACAUUGCAUCUCGAGGCACGGCAAAAAAUGCAAGGGUAGACAUCAAUCGGCAUUUAUUGGGCAGAAAAGUCGCACGCAGCAGUGAAAAUAGGCGAUUUGGGUGUGAUUUGAACCAUUGUUCCGUACUUGUGCGUGCAGUGCUGUGCUGAGAAAGGUGUUUGGCAGUGGAUGAUGGUGCAACGCGUCCCUCGUAGACAGGGAAAUGGAGUACUUCAAUGAUUGCUGAAAUAUUCCAAUUGCCUGGAUUUACCGACUCUCCGCCGUCUCGUGAAUAUCGAACCUUGAGUGCAACCCUUGCAAUGGUUAUUAACCUGCGGCUGAAGCAGCAUCAUGGCCUAGAGAAUGAUGAAAGGAACAGCACAGUCAACAGCCGAUCAGCUGACUGUUGAGCAUUAUCGCAUAUUUGGGAACUAUGUUGAUAACGGAGAUAUUACUGAUAUCAGAAGGGCGAAUCUGUUAAACACAAUGUUGUGCAAGACAUUGAAACGACAGUAUCGCCGAGAGAAUUGGGGAAAGUGAAUGAAUAGUAUUACUUUAACAUUUGACUCGAUUUUGAGAACACCACACGACUAUGAGGAGAACUUAACUUUAGAUAACGUGGUUAUGCAUAAAUUGACCACACAGGUGAAAGGAAAACAGGAGAGAAAAACUUUGAUUAAAAAUUACACAUAACUUAAUCGUAAAAGAAAAAAAAUUAAAGAUAAAGGAAAGUAGAAAUCUAAGGGACACUUUAAAGGAGAAGAAGAUAAACAACUCAUAUUGAACACUGUGAAUAAUUUAAUUGAAUAACGCUUAAGGAUUUUGUUAAUACAAAUUUUGUAGUGAAAAGUAUUCAACUUUAAGUAGACAAAGAAGUGAAAGAAGUUAGAAAAGAUCAAUGCAUCAAGGGCAUCAUAUUUAAGGAUAUAUUUGAAAAAAGGAGGAAACAUACAAUAGCUGCAUUCUAAUGGAUGGGAAUGCGCAAAAUAUGUUUCACGGAAACCAUCAGGGAGAUGCCUACUAUCGAUAUGAUACAUCUGCACCACGUCCUAUGGGCCCUCCGGGGGCAUAUGCGCGCCACAGAGCCCCACAUCCUCUGCAGCAGCAGCAGCAGCCCCAAUAUCCAUCUUAUCAGCCACCAACGGACAGCAUGUACACCAUGGGUGAUCAGCAUGCUGCGAUGGGUAGUAUGGCUGACAUUAGCUCGGCCUGGGGUGCCCCCGGACAAGCAGGGCCGUAUGGCACGCCCACAAUGGGGUAUGGCCACCCUCAGACGCCACAGCAACAGCAGAGACAACCCCAACCACAACCUAGCUAUCGCCAACACAUGACGGGAUAUCCUCAAGAUCCCCAGAAACUUCAAUUUUCUUCUCAACAAUCCAUGAUGGCAGGAAUGAUGCCACAGCAAGCUUACGGGGCGAUUGGUCAGCCCCAGCAAGCUCAACCUCAGCAAAGAGUUCCUCAGCACUACUCACAAUCUGCGGGGCAUCCAAUGUAUCCUGGGGCGCCACAGCCUCAGCCAACACCCGCUCAGGCCUACGGUGGAUAUGGUGCAGGAUUACAACACCAGAGCAGUCGAUCAUCGCAUGUCGGCUACGGACAUGCACAACUCGACCAGGCGGCAUAUGGCCAACACUUGCAGAGCACUGCUGCAGCGAGUCAUCACUUGGGACCUGGACCACAGCAGCAGGCCCAGCAAUUGCCACCUGGCCAUCCGGGGCAGCAGGCGCAAAAUCACUUGGGACAACCGUCGCAGGGGCACUUGUCCACGCAGCAAAUGCACCCAAGUCAGCAUGUCCAAUCCCACCCAAUUGGAUCGCAAUCUCACUCGCAGGCUCAUCCACAGCACAGUGGCUUGUCUAGCUUGCCAAGUUUGCAUGCGCCACAGCAGAGCCAACAAAGUACACCCGCAGUAGCGCAGCCAGGCAAUCAGUCCCAACAACCAUCGCAACAGCAGCAACACAUGACACCUCAGCCACACCCUGGCAUGGUGCACAGUCAGCAAUCGCAUCCGGGAAUGCUGCACCCUGGGGCGAGUGCAAAUCAGCAUCAGCCCACCCAGGGACAACAGCCAGGAAUUCCUCCCCACAGUCACAGUGCGGCUCUUCCCCAUCAAAUGGGUGCGCACAGUUUGAAUGCCUAUGGCGUGCCGCCACAGCAGCAACAGCAGCAGCAGCAGCAACAGCAACAAGCUCAAACCCACCCUGGUGCUCCGCAACAACCCUCGUAUUUGACGGCUGCGAAACAACAAUCGCAGCCCUCACAGCAUAGCAGUGGUAGUCCGCAAUACAGGACACCAUUCCCGCAGUUGUCACCUCAAAUGUCACCGAGACCACCUCAAAUAUCACCACACCCGCAGAUGUCUCCGCGGCCAGUGAUGUCGCCGGCGAAGCCGCAGCCGCCGAACUCAUCAUCUGCGUUGUCACCACAUCCGCAUAUAUCCAGCGUACCGAGCCCACGACCGGGCCAACAGCAAAGCAUGCCUCAGACGAAGAAUGCCAGUCCCGCUGGACCAGUCAGUACGCUUCAGGCACUUGAGCAAAUGGUGAUGCCUCCCACAACUGGGCCAGUGCCACCCAGUUCCGUCGCCAUGGAAUACCCGCCGUCGUCGUAUCGUGCGCAGCAACAUCAGCAGAUGUCGUCAAACCCACUCUCGCCAAUGGGCCCCAGAAUGCCAAUGUCGCCGCAACAGUCGCAGCAACACUGGCCACCGAUGCAUAGGCCUGGCAGUGGGAAUCACAUCCCACAGCAGCAGGCGCAACACAUGUACCCGCAGCAGUCGUUGCCACCUAUUGGGCAUGUUACAUCGCCCCAACAGCAACCGCAGCAUCCUCAAUUGCUAAGCGACCUAUCAUCGAGUUUGGCUCCAGUAUCUCAAUCCCUGCCGCCAAUCCCACAUCCAACUGGAGCAUCGAUGCAGCAGCCGCACUAUGUGACUCAACAAAUGUCGCAUCAACAGCAACAACAUGCUCAGCAUCCACCGCCUACAUCACAGCAUCAGCAGCAUAGCCAACAAUCGCAGCCGUCACAGCAAACCCAUCAACAAUCUCAAUCUCUACUUCAAGAGCAAUCUCCGCAGCAUCCACCCACAACGACCCCAUUGGGUGUUGAUGAUCAUCACCUGGGCGUUGAGAAGGUGCAUCAGCAGACUGAUGAUCUGAUGAUGCAGCAGAAGCCACAUCAGACACAGCAGCAGACGCGUGUGUCGCAGUCCUCAACACCGACACCGCAAAUAAAGAUUCCAGAUGUAUUGGGUUCAUCGCAGAAUUCGAACUCAUCUACAGACAUUUCCGGUCUGAUAGAUCCAUUUUCGGGUGUUCUUGAGCCCAUGCAGCAAGUUUCGGCUGUUCCUGUUCUCUCUGAGACUACAAUUGAGCACUCACAGCCCCCAGAGCAACACAGACAAGAUGAAAAUACUCAGGAUAGUAGCCAUCAAGAGUUAUCACAACACAAUCAGGAUACAAACAAUUCAACAGGCAAUGAACCUGUACUUACAGCAUCACAGGUGUUAGCACAAGUUGAUGAGGCCAACACUGAAUUGAGUCGAGAAAGUGGAACUUGCCACUCAGACGAGGCUGGCAAUAAGGACAUUCAUGAUACAGAGGAUAUAACCAAGCAAGAAUCAAUGCUGUCGCCAUCAUCUAAUUCAGUACAACGUCAUUCUGAGGAUAGUUCUACACAAGAGGGUCAAACGAUUCGUGAAUCUCACACACAGCAGAUUCAGCAUGAUUCACAGAGUGAUAAUUCUCAGACGGGAAUCUUGCCAUCCGUAACCACAGCUCUUGCUGAGGGUAGUGACUCAAAAGCUGCGAAUGAACAGCAAUCUGAUAGUCAGCUCCAACAGACUCAAAUACCACCGGCGCAACCAUCUGUGCAGCCAACACAGCAAAUACAGCCGGCGCCACAAACAACCCCAAGUGUGCCGUCGCAGACUCUGCCUGUCCCACCGCAGCAAUCCCAUCUUCCGGGAAUGCCGGGUCAGGUUAUGAUGCCGGGAGUGAUGGGUCAACAAGGCCAAUUAAAUCAUCCUGGUAUGCCACCUCAGACUACAAUGUACGAUCACCAAAUGAUGAUGGGUCGUCCAGGUGGUCCGGGUAUGCAAAUGACUCCCGGAAUGAUGCCGCAUCAUGGACUGAUGUCAGAUGUGAAUCCUUAUGGAUCUGGACCAUUGAUGCACCAUCAAGAGAAAGCAGCAUUGCAGCAACAACUGCAGGAGCUCUACUGUAUGCCUCCGUCUCCUGAGCAACAAGAGAAGAUCAUGCGUCUUCAGGAGAGGAUGAAUAUAUUGCAACAGCACGAGGCGAAUGAUCAGUGCAAUGGUGGUGCAACAUGUAUAUUGCAGAGUCCUCUCUACUCCUCUGCGAUGAUUGAGAGUCCUCAAGUGUCUAGUACGACUGGUCGUGGUCGUGCUCGAGGUGUGAAUAAGCCAAGAAAGCCAAGGCAAAAGAAGUCUGAAAAGUUAGCUGCUCAGGCGGCUCUCAAUACUUCUGAAUCGAGUCCAGCAGACACGAGUAUGCUUCCAACGGCUAUAUCGCAGCAAUUACCGGUGUCUGAGGAUUGUGUGACACCUGGUGCAGGGUUGGGUGAUAUGACACCGGGUAUGACGGAUGUGAAUGAUUCCGAUGGUGAGAUAUCUCAGGAUAAAACAUUUGAGGAGUUGGAUACGCAGACCGAUGAAAAGGGCAAGAAGAAGAAGGCACGAAAGCCAAGAGAACCAAAAGCACCAAAAGAACCAAAAUUGCCAAAGGAGCCGAAAGAACGCAAGAAGAGGGAACCUAAGGAUCCGAAUAAACCAAAGAAGAAGAGAGGUCGAAAGCCUGGAACUGAACCUGGUGAAAUUGAUUUGGACUCUACUGUGGACAAUUCCAUGUCGCUGGACACGACUAGUACAGACGUAGUGAAAUCAUGUGCAGUAGCUUCUGACGAAAAUAAUUCAUCAUCAAAUCAAAUUGCGCAGAAUCAAGAUUCUUCAGAUGCAAAGGAGAUAAAGCCAGUGUUGUCUGAUGAAGUGACUGACUUUGAUGAUAUUCCUGUGUCGAAGAUUCCUAUCAAGAGUCUGCUGGAGGAGGGCGCAUUGAAGAAGUUGGAAGAUGAGAGUAAUGAGAAUUCUGACAGUUCUAAGCCGGCUGACAGUGAGACUCCGACACCGAAAAAGAACAGACGCAGCAGAGGCUCGAGCGGAAAUCGACGGUACAACAGAAAUGGAGGUGCUAGGCGACCUGCAAAGACAGGCAAGAGGAAGGGUAAUCGUAUUGUGCCGGAUUCCGAUGGCGAGGGAGAUGACAUGAUAUCCACUCCGCCACCAUCACCACCUCCAGAUUCUGAAGCAGCUGACAGUUCGAAGAGGCGUAGUGCUCGGAAUACCCAGCGCAAGAAGUACGUGGAUGAUGUUAUGUUGCGAUUCUCGGACGAUGAGUCGGCUAUAACAUCGCCAUCAGCUGGCGGUACCCGCAAGGAGAAGAAGGAGAAGGAGGUGAAGGAAGGUAGUGCUUCGGCUGGCGGUGAGAAUGACAAUGUGACAACAACAGCAACAUUGGAAAAAGGUGAAGUGGAAAAACCCAUGGAGGAUUUCGGUGGAAAACCUAAUUACGUGUAUGUGAAUACCACAGAUGAGGAUUCUAUGGUUGUUCAACAUGUGUUGGCUGUUAGGAUGGGAAAGAGAGAGUUGAAGCCUGAACCUCCACCGCCACCAGUUGAGCCUGAAGUACAGAAGAGUGAAGAAAGCGAAGAAAAAGCUGCGGAAAACACCGAGUCGGCAGAUAAGACCGAUGUUGAAGGUGAUGCAGUGAAGAUGGAAGUAGAUUCCCAAGAAGAGGACAAAACUAAGGGUGACAGUGAGGUGGCAGAACCUGAGAAGGACAGCAAUGAAGAUGAGGCUAAAAGCGAGAAUGACAAUGAUGCAGCUACUCCGACUGAAACCGUGGAGGAAGAGAAGGAGGCUGCGUCAGAUGAAAAGGAAGAACCUGAGAAAAUGGAGGUCGAUGAAGCGGAGAAAGAAGAAACUGAAGACAAGGAGGAUGCGGAAGAGACCAAGGACGAAGAAAUGAAAGAAACCACUGAGGAUCCUGUGAAGGAUAGCAAGGAUGUGGAUAGUGAGGUAGAGGCGGAGGAUAAGGAAGAAAAAGAUGAAGAUGUGAAAGAGUCUAAAGAUGAGAAUCCUAUAAAACAAGAUGAGACGACAGGAGAAAAGACGGCUGAACCUGAAGUGAAGCCAGAGCCCGUAUUUGUGGAUGUGGAGGAAUACUUUGUGAAAUAUCGAAACUUUUCGUAUUUACACUGCGAAUGGAGAACUGAGGAGGAGUUGUACAAGGGUGAUCGAAGAAUUUCGUCGAAAAUCAAGAGAUUCCACCAGAAACAAUCGCAGCAAAUCAACAUUUUUGAAAAUCUUGAAGAGGAACCCUUCAAUCCCGAUUUCGUUGAAAUUGACCGUAUUCUAGAUGUGUCAGAGCACACAGAUGCCAAUACAGGGGAGAAGACAAAGCAUUACUUGAUAAAGUGGAAGAGUUUGGCAUAUGAAGACUCUACGUGGGAAUUGGAGGAGGAUGCGGAUCAAUUGAAGAUUGAACAAUAUGAGAGGUUUAACAAGAUGCCGCCUAAGAAUGAGUGGAAGCCAAAGCGACGACCUCAUCCGGAUAUGUGGAAGAAAUUGGAUAAGACACCAGUUUUCAAGGGAGGCAAUUCUCUGAGGCCAUAUCAGUUAGAGGGAUUGAAUUGGCUGAAGUUCUCAUGGUAUAAUUCCCAUAAUUGCAUCUUGGCCGAUGAAAUGGGUCUCGGCAAGACGAUUCAGAGUCUGACAUUCAUCCACUCUGUGUAUGAUUAUGGAGUGAGAGGUCCUUUCCUGGUCAUUGCUCCACUGUCCACAAUUCCCAACUGGCAGCGUGAGUUCGAGGCGUGGACUGACAUGAAUGUAAUUGUGUACCACGGUUCGGUGACAAGCAAGCAGAUGAUUCAAGAGUACGAGUUCUACUACAAGAAUGACAGUGGGAAAGUGAAUAAGGAUUUCACGAAGUUCAAUGUGUUGAUCACAACUUUCGAAAUGAUUGUGACUGAUUAUGCUGACUUGAGGGUGUUCAACUGGCGAGUGUGCGUGAUUGAUGAAGCUCACAGGUUGAAGAAUCGCAAUUGUAAGUUGCUGGAGGGAUUGCGGCAACUGAACCUGGAGCAUCGGGUGUUGCUCUCCGGUACACCAUUGCAGAACAAUGUAAGUGAAUUAUUUUCUUUGCUGAACUUCCUGGAGCCCAGCCAAUUUGCCAGCAGUGACGAAUUCCUGAAGGAGUUUGGCAGUCUCAAGACCGAAGUGGAAGUAGAGAAACUCCAAGCGCUACUCAAGCCGAUGAUGCUGCGUCGGCUGAAGGAUGACGUUGAGAAGUCUUUAGCGCCGAAAGAAGAGACAAUAGUUGAAGUGGAGUUGACAAAUAUCCAAAAGAAGUACUACAGAGGAAUUCUAGAGCAGAAUUUCUCAUUCUUAACGAAGGGUACAACAACUGCAAAUAUUCCCAACUUGAUGAACACGAUGAUGGAAUUGCGCAAGUGCUGCAUUCAUCCAUACUUGCUGAAUGGUGCUGAGGAUCAAAUUCAGUAUGAGUACAAGAACACACAUGGAGAGGAUGCGGAUGCUUACUACAAGAAUCUGAUAUAUUCAUCGGGAAAGAUGGUGCUCAUUGAUAAGUUGUUGCCAAAGCUAAAAGCGAACGGUCAUCGAGUGUUGAUCUUCAGUCAAAUGGUGCGAUGUUUGGACAUUCUGGAGGACUACUUGAUGUAUAGAAAGUAUCCAUUUGAGAGGAUUGAUGGAAGGAUUCGAGGUGAUUUGCGCCAGGCUGCCAUUGAUCGCUUCUGCAAACCUGAUUCGGAUCGCUUUGUAUUCCUCCUGUGCACAAAAGCUGGUGGUUUGGGCAUCAAUUUGACUGCUGCUGACACAGUGAUCAUUUACGAUAGUGACUGGAAUCCACAGAAUGAUCUCCAGGCUCAGGCGAGAUGUCACAGAAUUGGACAGCAGAAAAUGGUGAAAAUCUAUCGGUUAUUGUGUCGCAACACUUACGAGAGGGAAAUGUUUGAUAAAGCAUCACUGAAAUUGGGUCUGGAUAAGGCAAUUCUGCAGAGUAUGAAUACAUCACAGGGAAAAGACAGCAACAAUAGGCAACUGUCGAAGAAGGAAAUUGAGGAUUUGCUGAAGAAAGGCGCAUAUGGAGCUAUAAUGGAGGAAGAUGCAGCUGACAAGUUCUGUGAAGAGGACAUUGAUUCAAUCUUGAAGCGACGCACUCAAGUUAUCACGAUGGAACAGGAGAAGGGCUCGACAUUCUCGAAGGCGUCAUUUGCCAUGUCUGGCAAUCGGUCAGAUAUCAAUAUUGAUGAUCCUGAUUUCUGGAAAAAGUGGGCGAAGAAGGCUGACAUUGAUCCAGUGCAGGAGCGUGACGAGAAGGAGGAUCUCGUUAUGACUGAACCACGGAGGAGGACACAAAUCAAGCGAUAUGGUCACGAUGAGAGUGUCAUGGAAAUGUCUGAGGAUUCAGUGACCGAUACAGAUGAAGAGGGACUUGGAGUUGGACUGAGAAGCAAACGGCGCAGAGAUAAGCGUGCUAAGGAACGAGCAAGGAAUAUGGAGAAGGGCAAUGAGGAUUACAUGCCAAGAGAUCGAGAAGCACUGGCAGGUCUGGGCAUCGAUGACGUGGCCUAUGGCAAUUGGGCGCGUUCUGAGUGUUUCAAAGUGGAGAAAGGUUUACUCACUUAUGGCUGGGGGCGAUGGUCUGAAAUACUUGAGCACGGUCAAUUCAAGCGCGGAUGGAGGGAAAUUGAGGUGGAGGAACUGGCUCGAAUCAUUCUGCUGUAUUGCCUCAAAUGCUACAAAGGAGAUGAGAAGAUCAAGAACUUCAUAUGGGACUUGAUAACACCAUCUGAGGAUGGAGAGGAGCACAAAGUUAGUCGAAAUCACAGUGGAUUACACAAUUUGGUGCCACGCGGUCGCAAUGCAAAGGGACGAAAGGGUAAGGGCAACAAGGAAUCAGCAAUGCGCGAGGCGAAACUUCAGCAACAGGCGUCAACAUCUGCUUUAACAGCUGCAAACUUAGGAAGUGGCACCUCCUUGACCCUCGCCACUCCGUCUUCUUCAACGGCAUCUUCAUCAUCGUCCACUCCAGUGAAUCCCACCCCACCGAUAACUGGAGGACCUCCACGGGAUGGGGAUCCAAAUCAUUGGAGUCACGAUGAUAAAUAUGACACAGACAUUUUCCUCGAGAGCAGCUAUCGAAAGCAUUUGUCGAGGCAUGCCAACAAGGUACUCCUGCGUGUGCGGAUGUUGUACUACAUUAAGCAUGAAAUAAUAGGGGAUUUGGUGCAGCAAAUCAACGAUGGUGUCAACAUAAGCGAUCUCCCAAUUCGCCCGCCACUUACCAGCGAUCAGAUGCCAAGCUCUUGGUGGAAUCCAAAAUGUUGUGACAAGAGUCUAUUGGUUGGAACGUAUAAACAUGGCUGUGAAAGUUAUCGUCAGAUCCGGGCAGAUGCAACGCUUUGUUUUCUGUCUCAUUGUGGUCCACCGGAAGAUGGGGGAUUUUCAACGGCAAAUUUGGAAGAUGACACAAACUCGAAGCACGAGGAGGGUGAUGAAGGGGAAGAUGACAUCGGCUCGAAGGAUGAUCAUAGAGCUUCAUCGGCGACUGAUUUGAAGGAUAAUGAUCUCGAUCGCCCGAGUAGUUCAGGAAUUGAAGAUGACGAAGCAAUAAUUGCUGCAACAUUAGCUUCUGAUGAUCCUCACACUUGGCCGACUAUGCAAGAUCUCAACACGCGUCUUCGUCGUGUGAUAACGUCAUAUCAGAGGAACUACAAGAAGGAGGAACUGAAGCAACAGCAAAAGGCAAAGUUGCAGGCUCUGGUGACACCGUCAAUGUCUGCCAGCUCUACUCCCACAUCGAUGGGGGGCAUUUCAAUUUCACCAGCGUCCAUGGCAACGAGCGUGAGCAGCACUUCAACGUCGGCUGGACAUCAAAUGGCUGGAAGUUCUGGACAGUCACACCAGGGUCAACAGUCGCAUCACCAUCAGCAGCAGCAACAGAAUCCACCCAUGCCCACAGCCGCAGAUUUCUCACUAAUGCUGAGCCUCGGAUUGGGUCUGAAUCCCGCCGAUGCCAGUCAAUUGGCUAAUUGGGAUAUCUCUAAAUUGGCCAUGUAUUUGCAAAAGAUGGGACACCGUGAGAAGAUUGAGCAGCAAGUGCGCGAAAAGGAGCGAAUGCGUCUGGAGUCUGUGCAAAAGAAGUGGAAUCGUCGCGAAGAGAAUGAAUUCUUGCGUGUGCUCACUGGUUAUGGAAUAGAUUUGCAACCGUGCACAACAAUUCCGACGCCGGAUUGGACGAAAUUCAAGUCUUUGGCAAAGUUGGAAAAGAAGAGUGAUGAGAGCAUGUCUGACUACUAUAAAGUCUUCAUUGCGAUGUGCAAGAGACAAGCGAGUGUAAAGCUGUUGGAGGAUGAGAGAGGACUCGAAGGGAUUGUGGAUGAUAUCAGUGAGGAUCAUGCAAGAUUGAUCUUGGAUAGAUUGGAAUUACUGUCGAAACUGAGGGAAUUAGUGAAGCAUCCGAAAUUGGACGAGCGCGUGUACUUGGCGCAAAAUAACUAUGACACUCCGGACUGGUGGGAGUCUGGAAAGCACGACAGGGAACUGGUGAGGGCAGUCCUGAAGCAUGGAUUGUACCGAUCAGAGUACACUAUUUUCAAUGACAGUGAGUUCUGCUUCUACGAGGCUGCUAAGAAGUAUGAGAGGGAGCUCGAGGCACAAAACCAGAGAGCACUCAUGAAAAUGGAGGCAGAAUUGUUGAAUCUCGAGAAGAAGGAAUCGAUGUCGCUGAAGGCGGAAAAACCCGCUGAAUCAUCACUGAAAAUUGAGAAAGUGGCUGUAAAAGCGGAAACUGCAGAGGUUCCUAGUGAAAAGCCAGAAGCAGAGGUUCAGGAAGAGAAGCAAGAUAAAGAGAAAACAGAGGAAGAGGACAAACCCGCUGCUGAAUCGGUCGAAACUCCUCGUGAAACUGAAGAGGAGGCAGCGAAGGAGGAUGAGCCCAAAAUAGUAGAAGAGAAAAUAGUAGAGGAGACAGUGAAAGAGAAGGAACCAGAAGAGAAAAAGUCUGAGGAGAAGGAAUUGGAGUCAGAGCCUAUGAUUCAGGAUGAAGAAGAGAAGGAAGCUGCAAUUGAGGGCAAAGAGGAGAAAUGUGAGGAGAAGGAACAGCAAGAAGAGGAAGAGAAGAAGAAGGAAGAAGAGAAAGCUCCCAGUCCAACAGAGGAGAGCAAAGAUGUGGCAGAGCCUGCUAAGACUGGUGAUGACGAGGAGAUGAAAGAGAAGGAAAAGGAGCCGGCUGAAGUUGAAGCAGAAGUCAAGUCUCCCGAAGAGAAGGUGCCUGAGAAGGCACCAACACCAGAAUGUCCACCGGAAAGCAGUCCGCCCAAGAGCGUUCCUGAGCAGCGCAGUGAGAAAGAGAUUUCAGCUGAGGAGGAGUGCAGCAAGCAAGCUGCGGAACUGAAGGCAAGAUUCCCCGACUUGGAAGUGAUACAACCUGUUGUGAAGCCCCGAGUGAGUGACAUAUUCCCGAAGGAACUCUUGUCGCUGAGAGAAAUCAAACCAAUCAUUCCGAAGCUUCUGUCGAAGCAAAUCCUCAUCAGAUGGUUCCGUGAUUUUGCACUGGAGAAGAGGAUCAGUCACAUCAUUCACAGUGUGGAGAAGGCAGAAUGGCCGGUGGGGAGGUCAUAUUCUGCUUACACAGGAUGCCAAGGCAUGGACUUGGAUGUGCCACUUUAUGAGACUGUGAAGCGAAUUCCAACGGCGAUUGAUGUGAAUCUCGCCGCUGCGGCUGCUGCUGUGGCAAAUGUUGGUUUGGGUGGUCGCUCAAAUACACCCGAUGUCAUCACAAUCACCACGGAUCAGGGGUUGUCGAAGCAACUGCAGAAUCCCAACUUGGCCGGCCUGAAUGCGUCGGUGGGCGGUAGUGCUUCUGCUCUUAGUCAGAGCAUGGCUGCUGCUGCAGCGGCUGCGGUAGCGGCGUCAAACAAGAAGAGGAAGAGGCAUAUUGCAAUCGAUGUGGAGACAGAGAGGGCAAAAUUGCAUGCUCUUCUCAACAAUACACAAAAUCCAGGAGGUUUGCAAAAGCCUGCCUGGGGCGAUGAUGAGUCCAAUGAUUCCCGAAGGAGUUCAUCAUCUAUGUCUCUGCAACCACCGCCGGCGCAUCAACAUCAGCCGCUGAAUAGGUCGACCAUGUCGUCCUACAAUAAACCGACAGUCAUACCUGGUACUUCGAGUACCCUCACGCCGAUUGAUUUGUCUUCAAGUUUGCCGAAAGUGAACAUGGCGGACAUGAUUAAGAAUCCAAUUGAUUUGAGUGAAGUACAAGACUUCUCCAUGUCGAAGGCUAAAUCUUCAUCUUCAAGCGCAAUGGCUUCAGCGUAUGGCAAUUCGUCAUCAGGCAAAAGCAAAUUGGAUAAUAUGCUGACGAAAUUGAUGAAGAAGAACAAUUGCCAGCCCGUUGAGGAGCCUGUGAUUGGGAAGGAGAAGAAGCGAAGGAAGUUGGAUGAGAUUGUGCUUGGAUUGUCAGCAGCCCAGGAGCAGAAAAUGUAUCCAGACCCAUCACCACCGAUGUCCAUGAAGAAGCCUCAGGUGGCUCCGAGUGUCUCUGUGACGCCAGCCAGUGGACCAUCGCAAUCGUCAUCUUCUAGUGCCAACCAGAAACCAUUUACCAUUACCGUAACAAGUGUUCCAGGUAAAAAACGAAUGUCAUCGAGCAAAGGGGCAUCCAUGAAGAAUCCUCCGGUGUCAGCCACAACGGGAUUGCAAGCUUUGCAAAAUAUGGCUGGACUUGGCGGUGUGUCAACCAAAGAUAUGAAUGCAUUCCUGGCGGAAGCGGCAAAGGCGGAGCAGCAGCAACAGCAGCAAAUGCUGAAGCAACAUCAGAAGCUGCUGCAACAAUUACCGGCAUCUUCGCAGCAGAGGAAGGCAUAUGAGGCGAUGUUUGCUGAAAUGAAGCACUUGAGCUCUUAUCUUUCCAGUUCGAAAUUGGGUUCGUACCCAACGCACGAUGCUAAGGUGAAUAAGUGGUUGGCUGAGCAGAGCGCUGCAUUGACGGAGGAAGCACUGGGAAUGGAUUACAGAUCGCGUUCGCGAUCACGACAACAGUCAACGCCAACAUUACAGGAUAAUAUCUUCAACAGAAAGGCUCUGACAGGAGAGGAGAGUGUUCCCGUGAUAAAUAAGAUUACAGGGAAGAGACUCACUGGAAAUAAGGCUCCACAAUUGAAGAGAUUAACGCAGUGGCUGACUGAGAAUCCAGCGUAUGAGAUUGAUCCAAAGUGGCUGGAGAUGACACAGAAUCCUCAAUCGCCGUCACCCAAACCAUCACCAUCAGAGGCUAGUACUUCGUCGUCUUCCUCGUCGAAGGCGCCACACCGUUCGUCUGCCAAUGCGGGCGCAUCCAGUUCCAGUGCUCACGCUCAGGCCAGCAGUGCUGCCAAUACGUAUGGUGUGCAGUCGCAAUCCAUGCCGUCCACGUCGAAGAAGGGACGAUCGCAUGAUUCAUCAGCCGCCCUGACAAAUGCCGCAGCUGCGGCGGCGGCAAUGCAAUUCCCUGGCUUGGCUGGCCUGAAUCCCAACUUGUUGUCCAGUUUGCCUGGAUUGGGUUCAUUUGAUCCCAAAAAUCCACUUCUCAUGCCGUUCGCGGGAAUGCCAGGCUUGGCGGGUAUGAGUGGCCUGGGAAAUCUCAACAAUAUGAAUCUCUUUGCCAACCUGGCGGGUCUGGGACUGAGCAAUCUGGCUGGAUUGGAUCCGCAGAGUCUUGCCACGAUGAUGGCGGCCGCUGGAGCGAGUGGCGGUGGAAGCACAAGCAGCAGCUCCAAGUCGAGGAAGGGUGAUAGUGGCAUGUCGUCAUCGCAGCAGCAGACUUCGCAGAGUCAAGCCACUCCGUCGACAUCCAAGGCGUCCUCCAGUUCGGCGAGCAGUGCCAAUGCGGCAGCAAAUGCUGCAUUCCCGUUCUUGUUCCCAAAUCCCAGUUUGCUGUAUCCACUGGGAUUGCCGUAUCCGCUGACUCCGGGCAUGUCGCCGUACGAUCAACUGGCAGCGCAGUACAGCCUCUUGAACGGAGCCGGAUUGGGAUCUGUGAGCUCUGGCGCUGCCUCGUCAACAACCACAUCAUCGCCACGACAGUCAAAUUCCAAGUCGUCUGGAGCAUCUGGUCGCGGCAGCGGCGGUUCACAGUCCAGUGGAGCUUCGCCCAGUGGCAAGACGCGCAGUUCUUCAAUGUCGUCGCGCGUGGAUACGAACCAGCUGCAGAGUUUGCUCUCUCCUCAUGAUCCACACCUGCUGGAGUCACUGAGUCGUGUCACGGGUCUGGAUAUCACUCAAUCCACACGCGCAAUGGCGGGAAGUUCGAAGAUGGACUCGAAGAUGACAAGGGACAAUUCACUGGCAGCCACGAAGGAUGCCAUGGAGAAGCUGGAGAAGGAGAGGCGCAAGUUGAUGGACAACUUGUCGAGGAGUGGCUUCGGGUCUGAUUUGGCGGCUAUGCAGGCCUUUGCUCAAGGGAAACUCCCAUCGACAUCUCUGACGCCAUCCACAUCGUCCAAGAGUUCGAAGAGCGACAGCCUGCCGAUCCCGCUGCCGCCGGACUUCAGUCAGGCUCUAUUUGCUGAGAUGGCAGCGGCAGCUGGUGUGAGUGUGGGCAGCAGUGGAUCGACAUCGUCGAAGAGGAGUCGGGAGCAGGUGGAUCUGAAGGACUCCUUCGAGCACAUGAGCAAAGCUCAGAUGGAAAUGUUGGCUCGCAAUUUGGGCAUGAGCUCAUGCAUUUCUCUGAUUCCCACUUCGACGACAAGCACAACGUCCAUGGCUGGAUCGAGUCAUGGAGAGGACAAGGGUGGGCCGUCAAAGAGGAUGCGCUCGAGUGAUCAUCACAGUUCGAGCCACAAGUCGGACGAGGCGAUGCCACUGGUGAUGGAGGAUAAGAUUCACACGAGAUCUUCCAGGAGUAGCAAUGACAAUGCGGCAACUAUUGAGAAGGUCACUGUUUCGCCUGUCUCGGGAGUGAGUCUGUCGUCUCUGCCCUCACAGACGACCAUUACAAUUGCCCCGUCGCCUUCGGCUCAUGUCUCGCCAACGGUGGCGCAUCAUAGCAGCGGCGGAGCCUCCAGUUCGGCCACGGUGACAUCCCCGUCGAGCUCCGUUGCGGCGGUGCCUGAGAAUCUCACCAAGUCAGUCACGGCGCCCACGGAGGCGCCAAUUGCCACGACUUCGCCUAGUGUGACCCACGAGAUGGACUUGGAGGAUCUGAUUGCGCCGUCAAAGGUGAGUAAGGGCGGUGGGAUGCUGGUGGAGGAGAAGAGCCCAUCCGUUGAACCUGUGGUGGAGAAGAAGGACACUCAGGCGGCGGUUGAGGAGGAACAGCCGCAGCGGGCAGUGAGUCCGGAACACGUGGCGGAGACUGAGAAGAAGCCGGCUGCUGGAAAGCGCACGCGCGGCAAGCGGCCACGCUCUGGGGACGACCUGGAGGCCUUGGCAGCACUGCAGCAGCCCGAGCGGAAGCGCGAGUUGCGAUCGAGCGCCGGAAGGGCGGCAGCCGCGGCGGCGGCGAGGAUCGCGGCGGAGCGCAGAGCGGCCGAGGAGUCGCUGAACUUGUCGACGAGCGACGAGAGCAAGACUUGACUAAAGACCAAAUCUCUUCGGAGGCAUUGAGGGGCACCGGGGGGAGGUGGGCGCGCCAGGAGGGCGCGGAAGAGGAGGUGGUGAGAUGAAUUUAGGCAUUGCAAGCUCUUGAUAUUGUGUAAUAAAGGAAUUAUUUAUUUUUACCUAAUUUCCCUAUCGAAUAAGUUUGUAAUGAAAGUGAUUGUGUGAAGUAAUGAUGGACUUAUUGUAUUAACAUGAAUCAAGCAGUGUUCAAAAUGUCAAGUGUUUUUCCCUAAAGGUUCUCUCCGAUACAACAGCUUAGAUUUUAAGGAAUUAGCGGUGGAAGGAGUGCGGGCGGAGGAAGGACGUUUUCCGUGGUAAAGAUAGUGAUGAUAAAGUGACUGCAUAUAGGAAAAAAUACAACUGUUUUUAAUGGAAUGAGAAUAAAAGAAGAAUUGGGAAAAUGAAGAGAAGGAAGAAAUCAUACAAUGAACCAAUAUUGAAGAAGAUAUUCUCUAGAAGUAAAGCUAUUGUAAUAAUUCUCCCUUUUAAUAAUUAUAUGAAGAAAAAAAAAUUAUAAUGAAUACAGAAAAAUAACUUAAAAAUUGAAGUGGAAAAGUAGCGGAAAGUUGAAUCAAAUUUAAUUGUAACAUUAUUGAUGAAAAAAAAACUAAGUAUUUAUACAAUUGCAAAGGUAAUGAAUAAAUCAAGAAAUAUUCUAUAUAAUCGGAUACGCAAAAUGCAUUUCCGUUCUCUCACUAUCUUGUAUUUUUUAAGAAUCACAUACUUUGAAAAAGUUUUUUUUUAAUUUAAUAGAGUAUCUCUCUUUUUCUAAUUUUUACUACCCUGUUUUAUAAUUUAUAUAUCUGCAGGACGUCUAAGGAAAUUUACAAACAAUUUUUUUUCUCAAGAAGAAAUGAUUGUAAGGAAAGCAUAAAAUAUUUUAAACGUAGUUAUAUAACAUUAUGUGACUUAGAGAAAAAAAAAUAGACAAAAAAUCAUCUCUCAAGAGAUCAGAAAAUUUUAUUCGUAUUUAAUAAUAAAUGAAUUUUGAAUGAGUAAUAAUACUUUACACACCUAUUAAAAUACGAUAAUAAAAAGAAUAUUGUAGACAAAGUAUAAUAAAAUGAAUAAAACAA
Phlebotomus argentipes is the source of this 16950-nucleotide messenger RNA. It is a transcript of the gene kis, whose product is annotated as chromodomain-helicase-DNA-binding protein 7. Gene Ontology annotation, molecular function: protein binding; ATP-dependent chromatin remodeler activity; ATP binding. The record is from RefSeq and is a predicted model, not a curated record. NCBI's taxonomy places the organism in Eukaryota, Metazoa, Arthropoda, Insecta, Diptera, Psychodidae. The transcript has 21 exons. Bases 1163 to 15850 code for a protein of 4895 amino acids.